Molecule: messenger RNA, 944 nt
Organism: Corticium candelabrum
Lineage: Eukaryota; Metazoa; Porifera; Homoscleromorpha; Homosclerophorida; Plakinidae
Product: N6-adenosine-methyltransferase TMT1A-like
Exons: 3
Coding region: 1-696 (231 amino acids)
Molecular function (GO): S-adenosylmethionine-dependent methyltransferase activity
Source: RefSeq, a predicted model, not a curated record
AUGUCACCGCUAGUGAUCGCUUUCAUUUGCCUUCUCGUUGUCUACCUGCUGUUUAAAGUCUUCCUAAAGCAGCGCCUUUUGGCUUUCAUCAUUGGAAAAUGCACUCCCUUCAGUAACAAACUGACAGGCCCAUACAAGCGAGAAUUGUUCGCCUCUUUGUCUGGCAUCAGAGGUGAAGUUCUGGAACUAGGCAUCGGCACAGGUGCAAAUCUUGCCUACUACCCAGAUGGUAUUGAAAUAGUAGGUUUGGACCCGAAUCCCUACAUGAGCCCAAAGUUAAAGGAAGCCCUUCGGAAACACCCUGAAGUAAAGCUGAAGAAAAUGCUUGCAGGGAAAGCAGAAGACCUGAGUGCAGUUGCUGAGGAUAAUAGUUAUGAGGCGGUGGUGGAGACAAUGAUGCUGUGCUCGGUUGUAGAUACAAGCAAAUGUCUGAGUGAGAUCAAGAGAGUGCUGAAAGAGGGUGGGCGAUUCUACUUCUUGGAUCACACUGUUGAUCCACAGAGCUUUUGGAUGAGGUGUGUGCAGUACCUCUUGAUGCCCCUGUGGUAUCCUCUCUUUGGCUGCUCGAUGAUUAUGAAGACAUGGCAGGAUAUUGAGAGAGCGGGAUUUAGCAAUGUCAGCUACAAGAAACUCUAUCUCACAAAAUCCUUUUUUCCAUUUAUCCGAGCGUACAUCAUUGGAUAUGCUGAGAAGUAGAUCCAAUCGAUGUUGGAAUGAUGAGACUUCAAUGGGUCUUGACUUGAUCAGAAUUGUGGUUAUAUGAAUUUUUUCUCGAUUUUGUUUAGUAUUCAAAGAGCACAUGCAUGCAUUUGUGUGUGGUGGUUGCCAUGUUUGUAGUCAACUGAUUGUGGUUUUGAAUGUAGUGUAUGUGGUUGCUACUGUCAGACAUUAAACAACAGCUGCAUGAUGCACAUAUGGCAACUUAUUUCUAUGCUAUGACUGCA